Messenger RNA from Mytilinidion resinicola, 1943 nucleotides. Its product is annotated as TIP49-domain-containing protein. Gene Ontology annotation, biological process: regulation of transcription by RNA polymerase II; box C/D snoRNP assembly; chromatin remodeling. NCBI's taxonomy places the organism in Eukaryota, Fungi, Ascomycota, Dothideomycetes, Mytilinidiales, Mytilinidiaceae. The transcript has 4 exons. Gene Ontology annotation, molecular function: ATP binding; ATP hydrolysis activity; DNA helicase activity. The record is from RefSeq and is a predicted model, not a curated record. The coding region runs from base 58 to 1470 and encodes 470 amino acids. Gene Ontology annotation, cellular component: Swr1 complex; NuA4 histone acetyltransferase complex; R2TP complex.
CACCUCAUCCUCCUCCACCACGCGUUUCCCACACGCCUUUCGUCCUGAUCAAACGCCAUGGCAGCUCCUAUAACGACCAUCGCCGAGAGCAAAGAGCUCAGAGGCCUCAACCUCAUCGCGGCGCAUUCCCAUAUACGCGGUCUCGGCGUCGAGCCGGACACACUCGAGCCUAAGGCGUCAUCACAAGGACUGGUGGGACAGGAAAAAGCGCGUAAAGCUGCUGCGGUUAUCCUGCAAAUGGUCAAGGAAGGCAAGAUUGCUGGCCGGGCUGUCUUGAUCGCCGGCCCCCCCAGCACGGGCAAGACUGCCAUUGCGAUGGGGAUGGCGCAGUCGCUGGGACCCGACGUGCCCUUUACAAUGCUGGCGUCGUCGGAAAUAUUUUCGCUGGAGAUGUCCAAGACGGAGGCCCUCACACAAGCCUUCAGGAAGUCAAUCGGCGUGCGGAUAACUGAAGAGAGCGAGGUCAUCGAAGGUGAAGUCGUGGAAAUCCAGAUAGAUCGGAGCGUCACGGGGGGCAACAAGCAAGGCAAGCUCACCGUCAAAACCACCGACAUGGAAACAGUCUACGACAUGGGCACCAAGAUGAUUGAUUCUAUGACGAAAGAGAAGGUCAUGGCGGGAGAUGUCAUUUCAAUCGACAAGGCUUCAGGGAAGAUCACCAAGCUGGGACGCUCGUACACCAGGUCUCGCGAUUACGAUGCCAUGGGCGCAGACACCAAAUUCGUCCAGUGCCCCGAGGGCGAGCUUCAACAACGGCGAGAGGUCGUCCACACCGUCAGCCUGCACGAGAUCGAUGUGAUAAACUCUAGGACACAGGGUUUCCUGGCUCUAUUCUCCGGCGACACUGGCGAGAUUAGGAGCGAGGUUCGGGAGCAGAUCAAUACCAAGGUUGCAGAGUGGAAAGAGGAGGGCAAAGCUGAGAUUGUUCCCGGCGUACUGUUCAUUGACGAAGUUCACAUGCUCGACAUUGAGUGCUUCUCAUAUGUGAACCGCGCCCUCGAAGACGAACUCGCCCCCAUCGUCAUCAUGGCCAGCAACAGGGGAAACACAACCAUACGAGGAACAGACUACAGGUCCCCGCAUGGACUGCCCCUAGACUUCCUGGAUCGCGUUGUCAUCGUUAGCACUCACCCGUACUCCAAGGACGAGCUGCAACAUAUCAUAUCCAUCCGCGCUCAAGAAGAGGAGGUAGACAUCUCACCCGAUGCGCUGACUCUUCUCACCAAGAUUGGCCAGGAAGCGGGGUUAAGAUAUGCAAGCAACCUGAUCACAACAUCAUAUCUUUUGAGCCAAAAGAGGAAAGCUGCAGAAGUGAGCAUCGAUGAUGUGCAGCGUAGCUUCCAGCUAUUCUUCGAUCCUGCUCGAAGCGUCAAGUUUGUGGCCGAGUUCGAGAGGCGCUUGAUUGGCGAGGAGGGCAACGUGACUCUCUCCACAACAAAUGGCAGCACAGACGCCAUGGAUGUAUCGUAGCCAUUUCGUCUUCUAGGGUGGCGUUUGGUUGGGUCCAGCGUUUGGGGGUUAGAUUACCUUGGAAGUCCUCGUACAGGAUCGAGGCAAAAGUCUUGCUGUAACACUAGCGACAUUCGAUGCAAUUAUAUCAUCGGUAUUCGACGCUAAAAUGUUCCUAUUCUGGACGCAGGACUUUUUGCGAGGAUCGGAUGGAUGUCUGCAAUAUACGGACGCCUCGUCUGCACUCAGACAUAAUGUGAUCUGUUUAGGGAGGAUGAGGUAUCUGCGAUCUGAUAUGUUACGAUGACUCAAUCAGCUACGGCUCGUGACUGCUCUAAUCCUGACGUUUCUGAUGUUACUGUACGUUGUAGAGAAACAAGCCAACUAGCACAGCCCCUGGCCAGUGUUCGACCUAUCACUGCUUCUUUUGAACACCUAAGCAUGUAAAUAUAGCUUCUCGGAUCCCUCAUCCGAUUCAAAAUCUUAGUAACCAC